Ectocarpus sp. CCAP 1310/34 is the source of this 561-nucleotide messenger RNA. The record is from the annotation of a GenBank genome assembly. NCBI's taxonomy places the organism in Eukaryota, Phaeophyceae, Ectocarpales, Ectocarpaceae.
AUGGCGUUCUUCAAGUCGAAAGUCGCGCCCUCCACACUGUUCCUGUGGAUGAACAGAGUGUUCGCCAGCAUCUGCGGACUUCAGGAUGGAAGCGAGUCCGCGUGGCCGCCAUUGAUCUUCAGGGGCUGGAUUCCCACGGACAACGACAAGGUCCGUCUGUUCGUCCUAACGUUCCUGGAGUCGGGCUGUGACUACCUCCCGUCAAUUUCCGGGCUGCCGUUCGACAAGAUGUGGGUACUGGCCCUCAAGAGCGUGCGAACGGAGGGUUUGUUUGACAAGCCGCUGUUCUUCGAGGAGCAGGGUGGCACGUGGGCCGUGGAAGUCGACGAAUCGGCGUUUGGCACUGCCCAUUUGACUCCAGCCCAGCUGGUCGAAAGCAUUGACGGCGACGUCGAGAGCUACGUGGACGUGAUCCUCUACGCCAUCCUCCAACUCCCCAAGAAGGAGACGACAGCCACCUGUCCGUUGUUUUUUUCCUUGCGCAAGCAGGCAGAACGAGAUAACGCCAUCUUUCGGUACUGGCAGAAUGGCCUGAGGUAGACCAUGCCGGUGACAGAGUUU